UCGGGUUAAGACGCGCGCCGAGCCACUCCUCUACCCGGACACGUGAGGCUUCGAGGCGACCCGGAGCAUCACUCGCUCGGGAAUCGAAGCUUCACCACCGGGUCUGGAAUGUGGGAAUGGGCUUCAGGAAUUUUCAAGUAGCCAUAAGUGAAUUAUUCCCGAUAUUUGACAAGGCUUUGGAACCGUAGAGUGUAUAUAUCUAAAGUUUGAAUUAUUGGCGAAAGUAAAGUAAGAAUAAGUGAUACUCAACCACUACUGGAAUUCUGAAAUUAUUUGUAACUCACGUAAAACACCUUUUAUUCUGCUUUGAAAGCUUUUCUUGGCUCGUAUUUUCAAGAAUGAAUGGUUUAUAUUUUCCCUCAACAGUCAAUCAUGACUUCUAUCAAAAAAAAGACAAAGUAUGUUCAAUCAUAUUACUCCUACUGGCAUUAGUGAAUCGGAAAUGCCCUCUAUGAAACCGUAAGUACCUCAUGAAGAAUAGGACCACAGCAGGUUAUGAAAAAGAAAUCGAGUUACCUCAAUUAAUCACACGAUCUGCAAAAGCUUACAGAGACCCUAUCAAUGACACUGUAAACGAUGAUAUAUCAAUAGACAGCUAUACUCAAGAUAAAUUAGGUCGACUUCAACUAGCCAAAGCACACACAUGCCAAACGAUUCAUUAAUAUAUCAACAGCCAAUCAAAAACAUCGGCAGGCAAUAGACAAAAACGUACCUCAGGUAUUUUACUAAGUUAAGAGAGCCCCUGAUACGACGCCAGCUGACGACCGAGAACACCAGCUGUCUUCAGGGAAUACUUAAUCAUUUACACGAGACUCCUCAGUACUCUCUUACGAUAUAUGGAUGUGUAUAGACAAAAGAUUCCGUUGACUUAGAUGUGAUAUUAAGAGCAUUCGUCACCGAGGUGUUGAGAAAGGGAAUUGCAGCAUCAAGGUGCAUGAACGACAGAAACAAAAAUGUCUUGAAGUGGAUACAAAAGUGAGAUCUUACUCCAAGUUGUCAGCUGAAAAAGAAAUUCCUUCUCGAAAGUGAGCAAAGACACGUGAAAGAGAAUAGAUAGAUAAAUAACAAGGGCAUCCAGCUGGGGAGAACAGAAGAUCGAGAGACCGUCGUGAAGAUGUCUCUCCAUUCGAUGUUCGUGCAGAUCGCAGUGGCCGUCUGUGCCUUCGCCAGCGCAACGUCCCAAGAGAUGAAGACGGUGUGGGUGGUGUCCGGAGGUCGGGCGGAGCUGCCCUGCGUCCCUCGCACUCAGUACCCGGAUGACCAGCCUGUCCUCGUCCUGUGGUAUCGCUCGAGCAAGACGCGCCCGGUCUACAGCUAUGACGCGAGGGUGGGCGACUUCACCGCGGGCGUGCGAUGGACAGACCCGGAAACGCUCGGUGGGCGUGCCUACUUCACCGUUAUCUCCGACCCGCCCUCGUUGGUGCUGGAACCCGCCCAUCCCCAAGACGAGGGCGUGUAUACCUGCCGCGUUGACUACCGCCUGUCCACCUCCACCAGGACGAACGUCAACCUCACCGUCGUCAUUCCCCCCGGACCGCCCAUGGUGAUGUGGCGCGGGCAGCGGGUAGUGGGCGCCGUGGGUCCGCUAACGGAGGGCGAGAGGGUCGACCUGACGUGCCGGAGCGUGGGUGGGCGCCCUCAGCCCGUGCUUACCUGGUGGAGGAAGGGCAUGCGACUGCCGCUCCUGACGGUGAAUUCCACGACGGAUUCCGUUACAGGAACCUACGCCGUGGAAGCUACCCUCACUCUGACGGCGUCGAGGGAUGUUGCGGGCGUGGACUUUACCUGCCACGCCUACACGCCCACGGAACUCCACGGGGACGACGGCUCAGCAAUCGUGCAGCCUCGAACAGCCACCAUUUCGCUUAAUGUCACAUUGCCUCCUAUGGAAGUUCGCAUCCUGAGCUCCGAGCAUCCCAUAGCCGCCGGCAAGUCCAUCCGCCUGGUGUGUCGCGCCGUGGGGUCCCAUCCGCCCGCUCACCUCUCCUGGUGGAGCGGCACCUCGCCUCUCCGUCAGGUAGUCCGCGCGAUCGAGGACGCCGGUAACGUAACGACGGCGACCCUGAACAUACUGGUGGAGAGACAGCACGACGGCACGACACUCAGAUGCACGGGAAUCAAUCCGGCUCUCCCGCACUCGCCGCUCACCGAUACGUACAAGCUGACGGUGUACUACGCCCCCGUGGUGGGCCUGCGCCUGGGCCGCGCGCUGACCCCGAGGCUGAUCAAGGAGGGCGACGACGUGUACUUCGAGUGCGACGUGCAGGCCAACCCCCCCUUCCACCGCGUCGACUGGUUCCACAACGGCAUGACGAUGGAGCACAACAUGAGCGCCGGCGUCAUCAUGAGCGGCCUCUCCCUCAUCAUCAGAGACGUGACGCGACAGCAUGCCGGCUCAUACACGUGCGAGGCGGCCAACAUGGAGGCGAGGACGAUCAGCAACGCCGUCUAUCUCACGGUCAAACACGCGCCCGUGUGCGCCGGCACGGGGCUCGAGCGGACCCAGGGCGCCGCCAGAGGAUCAGCCACGGCCGUCAAGUGCACGGUGGAGGCGGAGCCCGCCCGCGACAUCUCGUGGACGUGGGUGAGGACGCUGGCGGACGGAAGCGAGGUGGACAUCCCGGAGGAGAACAUCAUCAGCGAGGGCGUCUCUUCCAGCGUCUCCGUCACGCCCCAGACGCCUGAGGACUACGGCCAGCUGCUGUGCCGCGCCUCCAACGAGGUCGGGCAGCAGCGGCAGGCGUGCGUGGUGACCCUCGUGCCCGCUGGGCCUCCGGACACGCCCUCCAACUGCACCGCCGCGCCCGUCAACGCAGAGGCCUCGACGGACAGCGCGUCGCUUGCCGUCAGCUGCCUGGAGGGCUUCGACGGCGGCCUCCCGCAGAGCUUCCUGCUGGAGACGUGGCAGGAGGGCGUUCUCAUCGCCAACAUGUCCAGCGACUUCCCCGAGUGGGUGGUGACGGAGCUCCGCGCGGGCCUCGGGGCUACCUUGCAAGUGACCGCCUACAACGCCCGUGGAGCGAGUGACACGUUGCUGAUGGAGGUCCUGACCACCAGCGCCCAACACCAUGCAGCUCCGGAUGCUAAAGGCAUGCCCGACAUCCCGCCCCUGCUCGGCGCUGCGCUAGGUGGGGUGGGCGUGCUGUUCCUCCUGCUGCUCGUGGGCGUGGUCGUAGCGAAGCGGGUCCAUCGCCGACCUAAAAAGCCCGUUGUGGAAAUGGCUCUCACGCCCACCGCCGGCGACGACUACGACCCCGACGUCGUGAAGUCCAUCCCGCGCCGCCCGCACAGCCUCGACGUCCUCCCGCACGCCCGCGAGGACGAGGCGCACGAGAUGGACCUCCGUAGCCAGGACGAGGACGAUGAGGACGCCCUCGACGCCGCCACGCACGCCUUCGUCCAUUCGCGGCCCGGGAGCUGCUCCUCCAGCGACAGCCAGAGCGUGGCGAGUCCUCACCACCUCGACGACAGCCACCUGUACGAAGCGGACAGACAGUUAUCGCCCGGGAGAUGCUCCUGCGCCCACAGACACAGCCACACGCCCACGCCGGACGAGGAACCUCGCGACAGCCACCACAGAAGCAGAGACAGACAGGACCUUCGUCUGACCGACUCGCAGAGCGACGACUCGGGCUUGUCGGAGUCGGAGUCGGAUCCGGAGCUUCGGGAGCUGAUGCCCGCAGGCGAGGCGGCGGCGGCGGCGGAGCGCCAGGCGGGCGACGGGAGGGCCUACGAAGCCCUUCCGACGGAGGACGCCCCCUCGCCGCAGUACCACAGGCAUCCUCACUCGCGGUCCUCCUCCUGCGGAGCGCGGAGACUGCCUUCGUCGGUCUCCGCGGAGUUCAGAAAACUGCCGAUCUCUCCGGGACACCUUCGGGAGUCCCCUCGAGGCUCCAGAGUGCUUCCCACGUCCCCGGAGGACCUCCGUCGGCGAGUGUCGCCGCCGAGUGGCGAGUCCAGAGGCUCUAUGUCUUCGGGCGGGGAGCUCCGGUCGCCGUCGGACUCCCUCUUCGCCUGCAGCCAGGUGACGCCGCCGCCGGAGCCCGCGUGCCGCUGCGCCGCGCAAAGCGUCCCGCCCAAGAGGACCACGAGACGGAAGCUGCCAACCUCGCCGCCGCAGAUCGUGAGGCCGAGCAAAAAGGCCCCGUACCUCGUCCCGUCCCACGACGUCCCGAGACACGACCAGGCCGUCAGGAGGGACUCCGAGCCCUACGGGGCAGGCAGGCCGGCCACGCUCGUCGAGGGAGACACGGGGGAGAUCAUCCUCCUGACGCGGCAGUCGCCCAGAGCCGACGAUCCGAAGAGCGGCCGCCCCUUCGCGCCAGUCUUCCCGACCGCCAAAGUGUCCGAUUCCUCCCGCAGGCUGCAGACGGCGCCCUUGCCCCGCCGAGGGAGCCCCGCCAAGGAACACGCGCCCCGGAAGUACGAGGCGACGCCCGUAAGCCCUGCGUCUCCCAAGAUCCCCCACCUCGACGCCAGCGAUUACCAAGUGCCAGCCAACCCCGACGUGUGCAAGCGAGAGACGUCCGUAUGACACAUGCCCACUGACACGCGCUUUAUAUAUCCGUGAUGUUGAUGUGUCACCCAAGGCUUCAGAAGCAGAGGAAAGGUUCGCUGAGGUUUCAAAAAAGAUCUAGUGCUGGAGAUCCAACACAAAGAUGCCACCGUCCCCUCAGAACCUGCCCUCUAGCGGAAAAAAGGGGAAAUAAAAAGGUAUUCUCACGUAACACCAUCUUCCAGUCCAGCCUUGGGGACCAUCGUCUCGCUUGCCAUUCUUUCGGGCCAAAGAAACCUCAACAGAUCUUAAGAAAUGGAAAAGAUAAUAAAACUGAAUAAAAGUAAAAAUGAAAGUAAAUGGAUAUAUGAAAUAGAAUAAAAGAAUCUCAGCAAAUUACAAAAAUGAGAGCAUAAAUGGAACAGAAUAAAAGAAACCUUAACGUAUUACAAAAAUAAAAUGACACAUGGUAUAAAAUUAAUUAUAUAAAAAAUGAAUGACAUAUUUUAUCAAAAUCAAUGAAAGAUAAUGAUCAAUGAAAAUAUAUUAUAUGUAUGACUGACCAAAGCUAAGAAAAUAUCUGUGUCUAGGAUUAUAGACAUUUUACAGGGAAAUAGUAUUCUCAUGAUUAUCAUUUCAUUAUUCUAUUUUUAAAUGUGAACUAUUACGAGAUAAAAAGACAUAGGCGCGUGGAAUCCUAAAAUCGCGCCAUUUUGGGGGAUCCAGAUAUAUUAACUUUUCAGGAAAUAAAGUUAAGCGCCUCGGGCCAAUCAAGCUGUACCAAGAAAUGGAUUUUGUACUUUUGAACUCGUUUCAGAAUAUGAUACUCGUGUCCAGUGGUUAUCUCUGUCCAUGUGUUGUUACGAGAUAUACUGUACAUACAUGUUUACACACAUAUGCAUGCACUCACACGCAAACAGCCACAAGCACGCACACACACACACACACACACACACACACACACACACACACACACACACACACACACACCUCUGUGAUGCAAGAAAAAAUAACGUAUGACCAUUCACCAUGCACAGGAUUAUGCAUCUUGGCUGGAACUCAUGAGGUGAUAAAUGGGUUUUUGAAAAUGUGCCAAAAUGGUUUCGAGCCAAAAUAUGUCAAUCAUACAUAACCAAUACGGUUUUUUGUUUUGUUUUUUAGACAUUAAACGCGCAGAAAUAUAUUAUCUAGACUUGAUUUUGUGUUCUUAGUGAAAGUAACAAUUGUGAAAAUCUGUGACGAAGUAUUCCAAAAAUAGUUUUUUUACGUGCAAAUGAAUUGCAUUCUGAAAAUAAAACCAGUGAUGAUUUAGUGUUUGCACAUUCAGCUAAUGAAAUUAAUAUGAAGGAUCUUGAUGACUGAUGUAAAAUUUCCUUCAUUUGAGAACAUGUAGUACAUACACUUAUUAUCAUUUACAGUACACGUAAAAAAAUAUCUAUACUCUUGAAACUAUAUCCUACUUAGGUCUUUGAUCAAAACUGAACUCGAGUGUGCGUUCUUUCUAUCAUUUGCACGUUUUCUUUUUCUUUUCCUUUUUUUGUGUGAAUUGUGAAGACGGUACUGUUAUAGACUCAUCAUUCUACAUGCGUUCCCUUCGAGGAACACUUCUACAAGAGUACAAAGGCAUGAUUCCGAAUAGUGUUCGAUCGUCUGUUA
This is a messenger RNA of Penaeus indicus, 6151 nucleotides long. Its product is annotated as nephrin-like. NCBI's taxonomy places the organism in Eukaryota, Metazoa, Arthropoda, Malacostraca, Decapoda, Penaeidae. The coding region runs from base 1115 to 4534 and encodes 1139 amino acids. The transcript is spliced from 15 exons. The record is from RefSeq and is a predicted model, not a curated record.